GAAAAAUUUGUAAAUAAGAAACAAGAUUUCUUAUUCGGAGUAUCAUCAAUAAAUUCAGUGCUGACACAUAAACCAUUGAAUCAUUGUCAUUCAAGAAAAAAAUUGUAAAGUCAAGGUUGAGGGCUCUUUAAAGUCUAUUCACGGACCUAGAACGUCUACAUGACGCACAGCUGUUGGUAAGUUCAGCUGACACAUGAUUAUUAUUGGGAGAAGUCAGCUGAUUGCUGUGCAUGCAAUGUAAAUCGUAAAGUAAACGAAGAAGUGUAGUCUUGAAGUGUUGUUUGGUGUUAUUCUCAGUCUUCCGUCAACUGUGAUCGUGUUUGUGAGACACGAUGGCGUUAGAAGAUGUUGAGCAUGAUCAUACUGAUGAUAUAAAUACAGGAGAUAACCUCCAAUUACCUAUUGAAGUUAUCAUUCACAUUAUGUCAUAUUUAUCCGUUUCUGAUCGAAUGUCAGCUGGAUUAGUUUGUAGAGAAUGGCAUGAAGCUUCUCUUACUUUAAGGUUUGUCAACAAACAAGCAGUUAUUGUGAGUCGAGAGGAAGACAAUCUACAACUUGUUAUGAAUACUUUGUUGAAGUCACAAAGACCUUUUUAUCACUUUAUAUUCAAAGAAGUGGAGGUGAAAAGAAAUCUUCCUAUUUGGGAUAAAUUUGGAUCAUCUAUGAGAAGUUUAAUAUUGGUUUGUUGUGAUUUAAGUGAAAGGACACUUGUGAGUAUUUUAAAGUGUCUAAAAAAUUUACGUAUAUUACACAUCAAUGCUUGUCGAGAAUGUUUAAUGUCUGGAAGGCUAUUAGAUGACAAAAAAGAUGUUGAUGAAUUAUCACAAAAUUUUCAGUCACUUAUUGAACUGAGUUUAGCAUCCAAUCGAUACUUAAGUGAUGCUCUUUUCAACAGAUUUGUAUCAAUUUGUCCUAAUCUUCAAUCUUUAAGUCUCACCGACUGUCAAAUUUCUUUUCAUUCUGGAGUCUACAAACGAUUUUAUCGUGAUUAUAAAUCUUCAGAUCAAGCAUCUGAAUCACUUUUAACGUUUUUCAAUGUUUUAGCAUACAUAAAAAAACAAGCAAAAAGACUAAAACAUUUGAGCUUUGGUUCUACUUUAAUCGACAGUACAGCUUUAAGUAGUCUUGCAAGUAUAGAAGAAUUAAAAUUGGAAUCACUUAAACUUAAAUCAUGUGAUCAGUUAACGAAUACAGGACUUCGUAGUCUCAUUUAUCAAACAAAUAUCAAAGUAUUAGAUAUUAGUUUUUGCACACGAGUCACAGAUGCUAGUAUUAUUUGUAUCUGUAAAAAUUUACACAAUAUUGAAAUUCUUAAUAUAAGAAGGUGUAGAGCUGUAACAGAUCUUGGUAUUAAACAAAUUCAUUUACUGAAAAAAUUAAAGGAAUUAGAUAUUUCUGAAUGUGAUCAAUUAACUGGAGCAUGUAUUACUCAAGGACUGUGUCAGCCAACAAUAACAGAAGAUGUGAAAGCAGAAAAUAAUGAUGAUCAAAAUUUAUUUCUUGAUUUUGAAAAUGUUAAUCCAAAUUGUACAUCUGAAUUAAUAGAUGGGAAUUUAUCACAAAAAUAUGUCAAUAAUUGUCUAGAAGUAUUAUCAGCAAAUGCUUUAAAUCUAGAUGAGAAGGCUAUAGAAUGCAUUGCUACAUCAUUUCCAAAGUUAACAUUUUUAGAUGUUGGUUAUUGUUUCAGUGCAGUGACUGAUAAAACCAUUCAAAAAAUUUUUAAAGAAUUAACACUACUAAAAACAUUGAGGGUAAGUCGUUGUGACAAAGUAAGUGAUGCUGGUUUAACUGGAAUGGGUUCCGGGAAUAGAGAAAAUAUCGUCGAAGCUAAAGUAGAACAUAAAAUCCCUGAAGUUUCUGGCAUUAAGUUAAGAAUAAGACUGGGCUCUAGAGCAGAAGAAGAAAUAGUUCGAGAUGCAAAUAGAAAACGAGAAGUAUUAGAAAUGUGUGAAGAUACAUCUCCAUUGGAUGUUGAUAUUGCCUCCGGAUUUUCUUUGACUCGUUUGAGAGGCUUAACAGAGCUUGAUUUAGCGGGUUGUAAUAGGGUAACUGAUGUGAGCUUAAAACAUGCUUUUAUGUUCUUAGAACUUAGGAUUCUUGACUUAAGUCUAUGUCAGCAGAUUACUCAUGUCGGUCUUGAUUAUCUCACUAAAAACAAUCGAGCAAUUGAAGAUCUAAAUCUUUCUCAGUGUCAUAAUGUUACUGACAUUGGUAUUGUCUAUGUAGUUCAACGAUUAGAAAGAUUAAAACGUCUUCAUAUACGGAGCUGUUCUCAACUAACUGAUUUUAGUUUAGAAGCAAUCAAGCUUUAUUGUAAAAAUCUUCAGUAUUUAGAUGCCACUUCAUGUCCAGGAAUUUCACAUACCAGUGUUGAAAAUCUCGGCAAUUUACAUGUUAAAUAUUCAGAUCAAUCAGGUGUUUUAGAUACGCGAGAUAUUCCUAUUCCACCUUUAUUACAAAGAUAAUGGAUUUAUUUUUUAAUGGAAAUAAUGGAUUCGGAGUGAAUUGUUUCCGUCCUCUAGAGAUGUGCAAUAUUAAAAAAUGAAAGAAAAAAUUUUUUAACAAUUACUAUUACUAUUGGAAUAGUAUUAUCGUGUAUUUAUAAUUUUUAUAAAAAAUUAAAGAGAUAUAAGUAAUUUAUUAACAAGUGAUAUUAUUAAA
Chelonus insularis is the source of this 2661-nucleotide messenger RNA. RefSeq names its product dynein regulatory complex subunit 6. The transcript has 6 exons. Gene Ontology annotation, cellular component: cytoplasm. Gene Ontology annotation, molecular function: protein binding. Bases 333 to 2465 code for a protein of 710 amino acids. NCBI's taxonomy places the organism in Eukaryota, Metazoa, Arthropoda, Insecta, Hymenoptera, Braconidae. The record is from RefSeq and is a predicted model, not a curated record.